UUUUUAAAACCAGGAGCAAAAAGAAACCGCUUGCCCCUUUGGGGGUCUGGAAAAGGGGGACCACUGCUCCCUGCCUCCCCCCCAAAGGCCAUUGGUUCCUGCCCUGCCCUCCCCCCUCUCCCCAGCCCCCCCCUCGUUUCUGGCACCCCUCGUGGGUUUUUUUUCCCCAUGCUAGGAGGAGCAGCGUAAGAGAGACCUGGCGUCCUUCGCAUCUGUCACCUAACCCCUGGGCGAGCUAUUUAAAGCCAGGGGCCUUGCUAGAUUUUGUCUCAACCUAUUUAUGCAUCGCUUGGACUUGGCACGGGGGUCUCCGGAAGAAUAACUCUCUCCCCCCACCCUCACUCAAGGCUUGGGAACAAUCGGAAGAGAGACAGAGAGAGAGAAAAGCUAUUCCGUAGCACCAGCGCCAGCAGCAGUGCCAACCGCUGUCCGUCCGGCUGCCUUCCUUGCUUGGGCUGGUCUGGGCAAACAAGUGAUACACACACCCACCCACGCCCGUGGUGGGGGUACCGAGAGCAUGAAGGCCCCCCAAGCCCUCCUGGUUUGCUCUUCUUUGGCGUGGCUGCUUCAACCGGGCUCCUUCCAGCCUUACCUUCGGCUCCGCCCUUCCCCGAGCGACAACCUGCCCAUCAAGGAUAUUAUCGAGCACCCGGAUCCCGAAUACGACCCCAAGGAGCAAGAUUUGGACGACCGGACUUUACGCAAGAAGCUGGGCAGCCACUUUGACCCCAACUUCAUGGCGGUGGCAGCGCCAGCUCAAGGCAACCUCUCUAGCUUGGAGCCUUUGCACAAGUUCAAAGGUCAAGGGGCUUUGCCCGGGGAGCUGAAAAAGCUGGACCUGGCCGAGACGCCCUAUAGGACCAAGGUCAAGAUAGGCAAAAAAGCCAGGCGGAAAUUCCUCCAGUGGCUUUGGGCUUACACCUACUGUCCGGUUAUGUAUACCUGGAAGGACCUUGGUAGCCGUUUUUGGCCUAGGUACAUCAAGGAAGGGAACUGCAUGGCCGAACGCUCUUGUUCCUUCCCGGAGGGCAUGUCCUGCAAACCCAUCAAAUCAGUCACCAAGACGUUCUUGAGAUGGUACUGCCAAGGAUGGUCCAAGCAGAAAUAUUGCACGUGGAUCCCCGUCCAGUAUCCGGUGAUUUCAGAGUGCAAAUGCUCCUGUUAA
Molecule: messenger RNA, 1165 nt
Organism: Thamnophis elegans (Western terrestrial garter snake)
Lineage: Eukaryota; Metazoa; Chordata; Lepidosauria; Squamata; Natricidae
Product: noggin-2-like
Exons: 1
Coding region: 518-1165 (215 amino acids)
Biological process (GO): osteoblast differentiation; negative regulation of BMP signaling pathway; negative regulation of cell differentiation
Source: RefSeq, a predicted model, not a curated record